GGCAAUUCUCAUCCAAUAGCCAACCCCUUCAAGAAAAUAAAAACCCAAAAAUUUUCAAUGUCUGGUCCGUCAGAACCAUUGUUGUUGUCUCAUGUCGGCGCCGAUGAUUCCGAUGUCGACCACAAAACCAGACCAGAAGAGUUGACUUUCGACAACAUUGUUGAACAAAGUCUAUCAGACUUUGGGUUCUGGCAACUAUUCCAGGUACUCCUCGUUGGACUCGCAUUGCUCUUCGAUGCUCAGCAGAUUUUCAUCACCGUCUACACAGACGCAUACCCCACGUGGCACUGUCUUAACCACACGAUCUGUGAUCCUUCCGCCAACAUCUGCCAGCUCCCAAGAUCAGCCUGGGAAUGGGACGGUGGCUCCAAGGACAGAUCCGUCAUUUCAGAAUUCGGACUCGAGUGCUCGAGCUCAUUAUUCCAAGGUAUGCCUAGCUCUGCUUUCUACAUUGGUGCCAUCGUUGGAGGAUUCGUUCUAGCUUUGAUUCCAGAUGGUUCCUUGGGGCGCAAGAAACUUGUUGUCUUCUCUACCUUUGCAAUGUCAGUUACGUCUAUCUCUAUUAUCUUCUCAACCAACGUAUGGAUCUACACAACCCUAAAGUUUGUCAUAGGGUUCUCGAGAUCACAGACAUGGUCUUAUGCACUGGUUCUCAUCAGUGAGCGAGUCUCCACAAGAUGGAGACCGAGAGCUACCAUGAUUCCAUUUACCUUUUUCGUUUUAGGGUUUAUGUCGUUGUCUGGAAUCGCUUUCCUUGCUCAACACUCUUCAUGGAGAUAUCUCUAUCUCUACACAGCCGUUCCCGCAAUAUUCUACUGUAUCUUCCUCUACUUUUUUGCACUUGAAUCACCACGGUGGCUUCACAUGCAAGGAAACAACGAAGAAGCUAUUCACGUUCUCAAAAGCCUGUCAUCUAAGAACAAAACCUACUUGGAGUCUUUAGUUUCUCAGUUACCCCUGGUGCAAGAAACCGUUGAAGAGCUGCCUAGGUACACGAUUAAGGACUUCUUCUUCCGAAAGUGGGCUUUUAGGAGGAUUGUAGUUGUUAUGAUCAUAAUGUUUGGAUUGGGAAUAUCAUACUACGGAGUUCCUUUAGCAGCUAGAGACAUAGACGUCAACAUCUACUUGAGCGAAACCCUAAACGCAGUGGUAGAAUUGCCUACUUUCGUUAUCACUCCAAUCUUGUUGGAGAGGUUCAACAGAAGAAGCUCUGUUCUAGUGAAUACAUUACUCGGUGGAGCCUCGGGAGUGCUUUGUUUCGUUCUAAGCGUUCUCGGAAGAACAGGGAUGGCGUUUGCGUUUGAGCUAGCGACAUUUUUCUGUGCAAGAAUCGGAUUCAACCUAAUGGCGGUUUAUAUGGUUGAAAUGUUUCCCACUUGUGUGAGAAGUACUGCAACAAUGAUGUUUAGACAGGCUCUUGUUGUUGGAGGAGCUUGUUGUCCGCUCAUUGCUUCCAUAGGAAGAGAUCUACCAUCAGUAUCCUUUGCCAUUUUCGGAAUUGCAAUGUCUGGUUUUGGAUUGUUCGCUUUGAUUCUACCUGAGACAAAAGGUUCAAGUCUUUGUGAUACAAUGGAAGAACAAGAAAAGAGAGAUCAAGCCAUAAGCACUAGCCAUUGUUGAUGAAUUAUAAAAGUUAAGCCUAUAAAAUGCUCUAUCUUCAUAUGUUUUCAAAUAUUGUAUGUGGUGUCUGUGUUGAUGCAAAAGACUUAUAAGAAGUGAGUUGAAGUAUUGUUGUGUAAACCUAAACAAUAUUUGAUACUCAUCCACAACGCUAUCAAAUGAGCGUCUAUGUCUUUGAACUAGUAACACAGCAAACAACCUGCCAAAUUGGAG
Messenger RNA from Eruca vesicaria subsp. sativa (arugula), 1833 nucleotides. NCBI's taxonomy places the organism in Eukaryota, Viridiplantae, Streptophyta, Magnoliopsida, Brassicales, Brassicaceae. The record is from the annotation of a GenBank genome assembly.